Molecule: messenger RNA, 2314 nt
Organism: Ixodes scapularis (black-legged tick)
Lineage: Eukaryota; Metazoa; Arthropoda; Arachnida; Ixodida; Ixodidae
Product: venom allergen 3
Exons: 7
Coding region: 1-891 (296 amino acids)
Cellular component (GO): extracellular region
Source: RefSeq, a predicted model, not a curated record
AUGGAAGUCACACCAGCCAAGCCACUUCUCUUGCUCGCCGUUGUCGCUGCCACAAUUGCCGGAGUGACUCUGCAACUAUGUCCCUACAACGACCCGAGGCACAGCAUUUGCCGGUUCAAGCCCAGGGCCUGUCCUGGAAAGGUUCUCAUUCGCUCAGGCGGAGUGACCAAGGCCCAGCAGCUGCACAUCUUGGACCUGCACAACCAGUUGAGGGCCUGGGUUGCCGGAGGAUUUCAGAGAGGUCUACCUGCCGCCUCGAACAUGAGAGCCCUGACUUGGGACGACGAACUGGCUGUUAUCGCGCAACGCUGGGCAGAUCAGUGCACGGACGGCCAUGACAAGGAACGAAGCGUUCGUCGCUUCCACGUGGGCCAGAACGUGGCGCUGACCUGGACCUACGAGUACGAGGACAACCUCCUGGACGAACCCGACUGGGACUCCCAGAUCUACGCCUGGUACGACGAGUGCACCCAGUUCAACUUCAAGGCCUCAGCCAUCAGCCCGUUCCAGUUCAGCAAGAAGCUCGGACACUUCACGCAAUUGGUUUGGGCCGACACCUACAAGGUGGGCUGCGGUUAUGCCUACUACCGUCAGAGCGGCCGGGGUCUGACCAAGAUCUACGUGUGCAACUACGGACCGGGGGGCAACAUUAUCGGCGGGGACAUGUACGAAAAGUCGCCGUACGCAACCUGCAAACUUGGCCUGGUCCAGUCAGCCACUUCCUACCGAGGUCUUUGCGACAAGGACCCCUUCUACAUUCCACCCCUGAGCGAGGAUGAAGACGAAGAGGACGACUUUGACAGCAGCUCGUCAGAUCUGGCACAAGUGAACCACCUACCGACCAACUACUUCCUGUUGGGGCAUCCCAUCAACAUCACCACUUUCUAUUAAGUCUGGCGGCCGGGAACCCUCGGACGGAAAAAAAUAGCGACCGACACACCCCUCCGCACGGCCGAAUCGUAGUCGCUCCGUUUCCGAAGAACAUGCAAGAACAUGCCCUGAGCGAUCUUCGAAAUUGGCAUCGAAAAAUUCGCGACACGGCUAUAGCAGAUACUCCCAAAAUUAUGCGCGCGGAGUGUUUCCUCGAAUGACACAAAAAGACAAUCCCGGAAUGCGUUUCAAUCAGCUUUGCUUUUGGUAUUUUUUCGAUCCAUCGAGAGGUUUUGGGUAUUCAGCUUCGGGUGAUGAUCAUUCAUGAUGACGCUGCGACUCCUAAGCACUUCAUUCCAAAUCAGAGACAAUAGAGCUCUCUGCGUGUUGUCUUUAUCCAUGCUGCCUUGGGUAUACCUGUUGAUCUGUAUCGUUUGUCACGAACAUAAGUUCGUAACGCUCCUGUUCUCACCUUGUGGGAAAUUAAAACCCUUGGCAUGUCUAGCAGUAUUCAACCAAAAUCAGCAGAUACAGAAAGGGCCAGCAUGUGCAUUUCAUCACUCUACCACAUGCCAUAGCAAUUCUGUAGUAUCUCCGGCCUCCAACGAGAAUUCAUUACACACAGGUAUAAGUUAUACUUAAUUCAAUAGUUGCAGGGUGUCGUCGAGGCCACACGGUCUGCCCUAAACUAAAUGCGCUGAAUGUGGUCCAAAAUUUUAGCUUAUCCCUCAACUUAAAAUUAAAGAGCGUUUAAAAUGUAAUAACUUUCUGUUCGUACUGAAGCGUUCAAAGAAAUCCGGUUCAAAAUCAUUUAUCUUACUUCUUUUCUUUCUUUCUUUUUCUAUCAGUAAAGCAUAAAGAAGAUACUCCCGUUAGCCGGCAAAACGCAUGGUAAAUUAGAAGACUCGAGGCCCGUUCACACUUAGCGUUUGACCACACUUAACCAGUACGUCGACACGACUGCGAGUUGAUUCAAUCGAAUGGUUACAUUGUUUAAUGCGCCGUUUCCUCUCGUCGUACUCCACCGCACGGCAGUAAUACUCAGUCAACCGCUACUGUGAGACUGGGCCCCUCACGAAGCACCGAGUGAGAGUGGGACCCCUCACAAAGUCCUGACACGCGUGCCUACAGUGUUAUAGCUUGGGGCGGUGGAGAUGUCAUUGGACCGUGUAGGAUCCUACUGCGUUCUUGCGGAUGAUGUAGAGGGAGGAAAGUGAAAGCUAAUGUUAUUCCGCUGCAGCCACUGACCGUAAUAACGCCUUCAUCAUUUCAUUUCAUCUAUCACUAAAAACCCUUUGUAAAUAAAGUCUUUUUUUUUUUUUUUCAUCUUCAUCUUUGUCGAGUUUCGGACCUGUUGUUGAGGCGCCGAACUAUUUCACAAAUCCGUGCUGUCGCCUGUGUUCGCCUGCUUGUCUUCAAAUAAAGUUGUACAGUUACGCCUGAA